This is a messenger RNA of Rotaria sordida, 1644 nucleotides long. The record is from the annotation of a GenBank genome assembly. Lineage: Eukaryota; Metazoa; Rotifera; Eurotatoria; Philodinida; Philodinidae.
AUGAGAAUGGGUACUUAUAUUGUGGAAUAUGAUUAUAUUGCUAAAUCAUCAGAUGAAUUAACAAUACGAAAAGGCGAUAUAAUAACUGAUGCCGUACCAGCUGAAGAUGGAUGGCUUAAAGGGGAAUGUCGUGGAACAUAUGGUCAUUUUCCAGAAAAUUUCGUUACUCCAUUAACAAAAGAAAAAGCUAAAAAUCGAACAUUUGCAAAUGAACUUGGAUCACGAUUACAAUCAGCAGUUAACGCAAAUAAAAGUGGUACAUUAAGAAAACGACCUACAAAUGAUGAUACUCUAUUUCAAUCGAAUAGUUUACCAAAUGGAACAUUAUUUCAAGUUAAAGUUGCUUAUGCUUAUACACCUGUACAUGAUGAUGAAUUAACAAUUAAUCCAAAUGAUAUUGUUAAUGUAACACGUUUGGUUGAAGAAGGUUGGUAUGAAGGUAUUCUUAAUGGUAAAGUUGGUUUAUUUCCAUCAAAUUAUGUUACACGUAUAACUGAUGAAACAAGUAAUAAAAAAGAUCCACCAAUUAAACGUAAACCAAAUAAUGUUCUUAAUGCAUUAGUUAAUAAAGAAAUUAAUAAAUCAAUUUCACCAGCAUCAAUAGAAACAUCAUCAUUAUCACAACAAAAAACUCCAGCUACACCACCAUUAUUAACAACAAAAAAAACAACACCAAUCAAAGCACGUGUUUUAUAUGAUUAUAAAAAAGCUGCUGAUGAUGAAUUAACACUUACAGUUAAUGAUAUUGUUACUAUUCUUGAUAAAAAUCUUGAAGAUGAAGGAUGGUGGAAAGGUGAACUUCAUGGUCGAAUUGGUGUAUUUCCAGAUAAUUAUGUUGAAGAAAUUCUGACAACGACGACACCAUCAAUAAAUUCGAAACAUCGACCAAAUACACCUGAUGCAGGAACAAAAAAUCUUUCUCAAACAUUAUCAAAAACAAAAACAACGAAUGGAGAUUCAUCUCACGGCUUUUCUAAUGAUUCACAUCAUGCAAAGUCAACUUCAAUUAGUGAUGAAGAAGGACAUGGAUCACGCAAUCAUUAUGCAGAAAUUAAUAAUCUUGAUGCUAUUGGUACAACGGAAAAAUUAAGUGGUUUUAAUAAAGCAAGACCUGUAUCAUCAAAACGACCACCAUCAUCGACAAUAAGAAAAAUGGAAAAUGGAUUGAGUAAAACAACAGGUUCAAUUGAUGAAACAAAUCAUAAUAAUCGUCCACAAGUCACUGAAUCUAAGAAUGAACGCAAAGUUCAUACUCCUUCACCUCCAUCAUCUCAACGAGAACCAGGACAAUUAGAAUCGCCACGUUAUACAAAUCGUCCAUCAUCUCUUCAUUCUACAUUAGUAAAUACUAAUCAACAAGGAACAUCUUCACUUAAUAGUACAACAGAAUUAGCUCAAACAGCUACAAAUUCUUCAUAUGUUAAUGCAAAUAUAUUAAAUAAUAAUAGUACAAUAACAAUUGAUCAAUUACAAAAAGAUUUAUUUAAAAUGAAAAUUUUAAUGGAUGAUAUGAAAAUAAAAUUUACCGAUCAAAUUCGUGAUCUUGUUGGUGAAUUAGAUGAAGAAAAGAAGGCACGUGCAACAUUACAAAUUGAACUUGAACGUCUACAAAAACAAAUACAUAAAUCUUCAAUCGUCAAUUAA